UCAUUCUUUGAAUUUUACUCUUAGGUCUAAAAUCAUCAGCGGUCUGAGUUGAAAGAGAGGGUACGUAAUGGCAUCUUUUGAUAAUGAGGCAGAGCCUCUGCCUGUGACAAAUUAUUAUUUCGAAGAUGACAAGAAUGAACCUAUCUCGUUUCAUGUUUUGCCAAUUGAAUGGGGUAAGGAUAAGAGACAGAAUGGGAAGAAAGAAGUCAUAUAUUUGCGCGGCAUUGCCGAUAAUGGGCUUCAGACGGUACAUCGAGCUGUUAUAGCAUGGAAAUUUGACCUUUUUAGUGUGAAGCCGGUGAUAUCGGUGCUCUCCAAGCAAAACAAGUGGAUCGUGCUCCAGAGGCCGAGGAAGAGUUUUGAGAAGAUAAUAAGGGCAAUCUUGGUAACGCUCCACUGUCUUAGUUAUGUGAUCAGGAAUCCGGAAACGUCUGCCAAAUCUCUGUGGGAGUACUUGGCUAAUGUUUUUAGUUUGUAUGAGGCCAGGCCUUCUCAAAAUGAUCUCGCCGAGCAUAUGCCUUUAAUUAGGGAGGCUCUUAAAUGGGAGGAUUCUUUGGCAAAGUCCAAGUUUAUAGUCAACUUUCUUGAAGAGAGGCCCACAAAGAGGAAACUAUCUGAUGAGGAUAUCCAAGUUAGAAAAAAGCCAGGAUUGUCCACUGAUGACCUAUUCGAUACGGUUUGUGCUUUUUGUGAUAAUGGUGGCAACCUUUUGUGUUGUGAAGGGCGAUGCCUAAGGUCCUUUCAUGCAACUGUAAAGGACGGUGAGGACUUUACUUGUGAAUCUCUUGGAUUUACCCAGGAUGAAGUAGAUGCAAUUCGAAAAAUUGAUUUCUACUGCAAGAACUGUCAAUAUAAACAGCAUCAGUGCUAUGCUUGUGGGAAGUUAGGAUCCUCGGACAAAUCUUUAGGUGCUGAGGUCUUCCCCUGCACUUCUGCAAGGUGUGGUCAGUUUUAUCAUCCUCAUUGUAUUGCAAAAUUAAGAUAUCAUGAGACCGGAGUUUCUGCAGAAGAACUUGAGAAAAGAAUUAUGCUGGGGGAAUCUUUUACAUGUCCAAUUCACAAGUGCUGCUUUUGUAAGCAAGGAGAGAAUAAGAAGGAUCCUGAAUUGCAGUUUGCUGUGUGUAGGCGUUGUCCUACAUCCUACCACCGUAAAUGCUUGCCACGGGACAUUCGUUUUGCAAAAGGCAAGGAAGGUGAUGAGGAAGACAUGGAUACAAGAGCUUGGGAAGGUCUAUUACCUGACCGUGUGCUAAUAUAUUGCAUAAAACAUAGAAUAGUUAAAGCCUUUGGAACUCCAAGAAGGGACCAUGUUAAAUUUCCUGAUGUUGAUGACAAUAAAAUUUCUGCUGAGAAAAAGACUUUCUGUCAAGAGAAGAAGAGAAGAUUAACAUCAGAGUCCCUUGUAGUCAGUGAGAAUUGUGUGUCAAUGAGAAAAAGGCUUUCCUCAGAAGGAUUUCAUAAAGAAAAAAAUGCUCCUACAACAAAUAGGCAGAAAAUGACUUUAGCUGCAAAAGCUGGGAAGCACAGUAAACUCAAGUCUGCGAUAGUCAAACCUUCCUCAAGAAAAUCGAGCAGUCCCUCAUCUUCCUUGGAUUCGGCUAGAGUACUGAGGCAAGUGGAUUUGACAAUUUUAUUUGUAUUUCAUAAUGUUUCACUUUUCAUUUGGCAUAUAUGUAUAUCUGCAAGUACACUCAUAGCAUGUAGAUUUGCAUACAUAGAGGGAGGUUCUAAAAAGUACAUCCUCUCUACGAUAAGCCUGUACAUGUAUAUGUGUUUGUAUAUAAAUAUAUAGUAAACAUCCCUAGAUUUGGAUAUUGACAAAUUUUGCUGGAUAGUUUGAACGGUAUAAUUAAACCAUUUGAACGGCCCCUGAAUUUUGGGCCAAGUUAGCUCCUGAUUUACACACACACACACACAUAUAUAUAUUUGUUUUUUCAUUCUUGGGAUGACUUCACAAGGACUUGUCAUUACACUGAUUUUCUUAUUGUAAUCCAGAUUGGAUGCUCUAAUGAAACAUGCUUCCGCUUCAAUAACGCUGGAUGAUGUAAUAAGAAAGCACAGAGUUCCAUCCAACCAUGCGUCCUCAAAAAGAACUGCUGCGGAAAUGAACAUUACACUAGGAAAAGUGGAGGAUUCAGUUAAGGCUGUUUAAAAAGCGAUAAUGGAACUACAGGAAGGUUGUAGUACUAAAGAUGCAGAGGCUGUUUCUCCACCUGAGACUCUUGAUCAUAUUAAUAUUUGGAAGCCCUUUUAUCUCCCUGGAUCUUGAUCUAUCGGUGUGGAUGACCAGCAAAUGGACCAAUGAAAUGAGAGGCCACCUCAACUCUCUUUGGAGACUUGAUUGUUUGCCUAAAUUCAAGGCCAUAGCUCAAGAGCAAGGUCACAUUUCUAUAUCAGAAGGGUUUUGGGAAGAAAGCCAUUUGAAAUUGAAGAUCAUUUGAUAGGUAAUCAUGACCAAUAUGGUGAAACUUUCAUGUUCACUAGUGGUCAUCAUGGAGGAUCCCUUGGUUAUGAUUUUGAUGAUGGAGAAGUUGCAGCAAAGGGACAUAAAGAGAGAUCCUCUCAGAGUGGUAACAAAGAGAAGUUAUGAUCUUAGUCUUAUUGGCCACUGGAAUAACCAGGUUCAUGAGACUUGAGGACGGUUGGAAUGUGGUGACAUAAAAGAGCAUGCAAGGGAAAUGGUUGAAUUGUCAAUCAACGAAAGAUGCUAGGGAGGAAAGGUUUUUGGUAGUUGAGAUGUAAAAGGAAAGCAUGCACACGUCUAGCUGUGGGUUGGCACCACAAAAAUUAGAAUUGCUUCGGGAUCGAGUAUGCAUAAUAGAAUUGCUUAUAGGAUUGGUAGCUUGGCCAACACUCAGAUGAUAACGGUACAAACUUUGUCAUGGGUGAUGAUAGGCCUUCGUGGGAGUCAUCGAUGGUCUGUCGCUGCUGCAGAGUUUGGAGCAACUGUAAUGAGGAACAACAUAGAGAGAUCGGAUACCCUAGGUGUGGCUGUAUAUACCUAGCAAUAAUCUUUGUAGCCGAUAAUUAAGAUUUUCCAUCUAAUUUUCUAAAUUCUAAUACUCAUUUGUAUUUUGAUAACUUCAUAAAAAAGAAAAAAGAAAAAAACUAUCAUCCAUGUAUCUUCCUCUCACCAUCUUUGGCCCGCUGCCAAUUACAUGGUUAUUAAUUAGAGGAUCAAAAAUA
This is a messenger RNA of Rosa rugosa (rugosa rose), 3186 nucleotides long. RefSeq names its product protein ENHANCED DOWNY MILDEW 2-like. The record is from RefSeq and is a predicted model, not a curated record. The coding region runs from base 68 to 1792 and encodes 574 amino acids. The transcript has 11 exons. NCBI's taxonomy places the organism in Eukaryota, Viridiplantae, Streptophyta, Magnoliopsida, Rosales, Rosaceae.